AUGUCAAGUAAAAAGGGUUGUGAUGCAUCAUUGUUGUUGGAUGGAAAUAGUAGCACAAGUGAGAAGUUUACUCCAGGAAAUUUGAACUCAGCAAGAGGAUAUGAAGUGAUAGACAAUAUAAAAACUGCUGUUGAGAAUACAUGUAGUGGAGUUGUUUCUUGUGCUGAUAUAUUAGCUAUAGCUGCAAGAGAUUCAGUGUUAUUGAGUGGAGGGCCAUUUUGGAAGGUGUUAUUAGGGAGAAGAGAUGGAUUAGUUGCUAAUUUUUCUGGAUCAAGUAAUGGACUUCCAGCACCAUUUGAUCAUCUUAAUACAAUUAUUUCUAAAUUCCAGGAUGUUGGAUUAAACUUAACAGAUGUUGUGAGCCUAUCAGGUGCACAUACAAUUGGAUUAGCAAGGUGUACAACAUUUGACAAUAGAUUAAGAAACUUCAAUGGGACAAGUUCACCAGACACAACAUUAGACACAACCUUAGUAAGUGAACUUCAAAAUUUGUGUCCAUCCACAAGUGAUGGAAACAACACAACCCCACUUGAUAGAAAUUCCACAAAUUUAUUUGACAAUCAUUAUUUCAAGAAUUUAAUCAAUGGAAGAGGACUUCUUGAAUCAGAUCAAAUCUUGUUCUCUAGUGAUGAUGCUAUAACAACAACAACAAAAACCCUAGUUGAGACAUAUAGUAAUAGCUCUAAGUUUUUCUUUAAUGACUUUGUUAAUUCCAUGAUUAAGAUGGGAAAUAUUAGUCCUUUGACCGGAUCGAAUGGUCAAAUUAGGACGAACUGUAGGGUUGUUAAUUAAUUUGAAUAAUUAGUAUGUAAUACUGUGAUACAUUGUUCGAGCACUUCGAAAUGAUGUUGUAUUCGUGUCAGAUCCUCCAACAUACAUUUAAAAGUAUUUUUGAAGAGUUUGAGCAAAUAGUUGGCAUGUACUAGUAUAAUUAAGUAUGAUAUAUGUUG
Messenger RNA from Solanum tuberosum (potato), 950 nucleotides. Its product is annotated as peroxidase N-like. Gene Ontology annotation, molecular function: peroxidase activity; heme binding. Lineage: Eukaryota; Viridiplantae; Streptophyta; Magnoliopsida; Solanales; Solanaceae. The transcript has 4 exons. Gene Ontology annotation, biological process: hydrogen peroxide catabolic process; response to oxidative stress. The coding region runs from base 1 to 792 and encodes 263 amino acids. The record is from RefSeq and is a predicted model, not a curated record.